CGGGCCCGAGGGUUCCCCGAGCGCUCGGAGCUCAGCCCCCACGGCGGGUGCUGGGAGGGGAACCCCGGCUCGUUCGGCCGGGCACCCGGCAGUGCGGCUCGGGGAGCAGCCGGGUGAAGGAGCCGCUGCAAGGGCUGGGCUGUUAAACCCGGCUGUGGGACCGACGCUCUCUCCCCAAGGCGCCUUCUCUCCACGGCGUCCCUGACAGGCACCGGCCACCGGCGGAGGCUGCGCUGCCGGGAUUGCGAGAGAUGGAAUAACCCUCGCAACUUACACGAGGUCUCCUCAGACAACACAGCGCGUGGCCCGGGGAGGGGACGGGCACGAGGGCUCCCGGCCCCGGUCGGGAGGGCACGGAGCGCUCCCGCCCCGCUCCCGGCAGCGCGGCUCUCGCCCGGCCGAGCUGCGGGCACAGGGGCGGCGUCGCGCGGCUUCGUCGCGGAGCUGUGGCGUCAUCGCCGCGCGCCGCAGCGGCGGGAGCGGAGCGGCGGAGCGGCGGCCGGAGCCAUGCCGGGCCACAAGUCCUUCCGCCGGCGCAGGGAGGACGAGGAGGAGGAGGAGGAGGACGAGCAGCUCGCCGAGGAGGUCAGGUUAAAACUUGAGGAAGCCAAAGAAGUUCAGAGCCUCAGAAAACGGCCCAAUGGGGUGAGUGCUGUAGCUCUACUGGUGGGAGAGAAGUUGCAAGAAGAAGCCACACUUGUGGAUGACCCAUUUAAGAUAAAAUCUGGGGGAAUGGUGGACAUGAAGAAGCUGAAAGAAAGAGGCAAGGACAGGAUUAAUGAAGAGGAAGAUCUGAACUUGGGAACUUCCUUCUCAGCAGAAACCAACAGGCGGGAUGAAGAUGCUGACAUGAUGAAAUACAUUGAGACUGAGCUGAAGAAGAGAAAGGGAAUUGUGGAGAAUGAAGAGCAGAAGGUGAAGCUUAAGAAUGCUGAGGACUCCCUGUAUGAGCUGCCAGAGAACAUCCGUGUCUCCUCUGCCAAGAAGACUGAGGAGAUGUUGUCCAACCAGAUGCUGAGUGGCAUUCCUGAAGUGGACCUGGGAAUCGAUGCAAAAAUAAAAAACAUCAUCUCAACUGAAGAGGCCAAGGCCAAGCUGCUGGCAGAACAGCAGAACAAGAAGAAAGACAGUGAAACUUCCUUUGUUCCCACCAACAUGGCUGUUAAUUAUGUCCAGCACAACAGAUUUUAUCAUGAGGAGCUGAAUGCCCCAGUGCGAAGGAACAAGGAGGAGCCAAAGCCUCGUCCACUGCGCGUGGGGGACACGGAGAGGCCAGAACCAGAACGGUCUCCUCCAAAUCGCAAACGUCCCCUCAAUGAAAAGGCCACAGAUGAUUAUCACUAUGAGAAGUUCAAGAAGAUGAACAGGCGAUACUGAUGGAUGUGGACUGAAGCCUUUGGAGUUGUGUAAAGGAUUUUGUGUCAGUGGCCUGCAGUGGAUGUUGGGAAGAGUCACUACCUUCAGAUGCUGAUGUUACCUACGAAGCUUUUCCUGUGUGAUCUUGUAGUGAAUCAGUUUGCAGGUGAUCGUGAACUUUUUGAUUGGUGUAACUUUGUAUAUAAAUGUGUUCUUAUAAAUUAAGUUUUAUAACGGAAAAUGAGCUUUCAUGGUUGGCAUUUUUUAAUGAGAAAACAAAUUGGCUUUUAUAGAUUUUUCUUUUCACCAUCUUAAUACUACAAAAAGACAUCCUUUAAAAGCAGCAAUGCUGUUUGCUUUGUAAAUUUAAAGCUCUUGGGAGCUUGUCUUCUUGUCCACAUAUCUUUCCCAGAAGUGCAGUGUGGGUACUUGUAGUGAAGAUUUGUAAUUUGGAAACAGUAAAAGUGUUUUUUAAGUUAUCAUA
Molecule: messenger RNA, 1840 nt
Organism: Oenanthe melanoleuca
Lineage: Eukaryota; Metazoa; Chordata; Aves; Passeriformes; Muscicapidae
Gene: C17H9orf78
Product: chromosome 17 C9orf78 homolog
Exons: 9
Coding region: 508-1377 (289 amino acids)
Biological process (GO): mRNA splicing, via spliceosome
Cellular component (GO): spliceosomal complex
Source: RefSeq, a predicted model, not a curated record